This is a messenger RNA of Eucalyptus grandis, 468 nucleotides long. RefSeq names its product calmodulin. The coding region runs from base 1 to 468 and encodes 155 amino acids. Lineage: Eukaryota; Viridiplantae; Streptophyta; Magnoliopsida; Myrtales; Myrtaceae. The record is from RefSeq and is a predicted model, not a curated record. The transcript is spliced from 2 exons. Gene Ontology annotation, molecular function: enzyme regulator activity; calcium ion binding.
AUGACGAUCACGGAUGGCACCCGCACCAUGAACCUGGAGGAGUUCAAGAACUUUUUGAAGAAGUUCGACGCCAAUAAAGACAAUAGGAUAAGCAAGGAGGAGCUGCAGGACAUCAUCCGCAGCAACGGGAAGUGGUUCUCCGGGUGGAAGAGCAAGCGGGCACUGAGUCAUGCUGAUGCCAACAGAGACGGAUUCAUCGACGACAAGGAGAUGAUCAACCUCGUCGAGUUUGCCAAGAAGCAACUGAACCUGACUGUUAAGUUCGACGCCAAUAAAGACAAUAGGAUAAGCAAGGAGGAGCUGCAGGACAUCAUCCGCAGCAACGGGAAGUGGUUCUCCGGGUGGAAGAGCAAGCGGGCACUGAGGCAUGCUGAUGCCAACAGAGACGGAUUCAUCGACGACAAGGAGAUGAUCAACCUCGUCGAGUUUGCCAAGAAGCAACUGAACCUGACUGUUGUAGCCAAUUGA